This is a messenger RNA of Nasonia vitripennis (jewel wasp), 2006 nucleotides long. RefSeq lists its product as uncharacterized. The record is from RefSeq and is a predicted model, not a curated record. The transcript is spliced from 2 exons. Gene Ontology annotation, molecular function: sodium channel regulator activity. Gene Ontology annotation, biological process: regulation of sodium ion transport. NCBI's taxonomy places the organism in Eukaryota, Metazoa, Arthropoda, Insecta, Hymenoptera, Pteromalidae. The coding region runs from base 407 to 1756 and encodes 449 amino acids.
CUCGCGCGCGCGCGCAUUCUUUCGCCUCUGUCAGUGCUAGGGGAACGUCGUCGCGACGCAAGGACGAACCGUGGGCAGCAGUGCACCUCGUCGCCGUAAGCUCGGCCUGGUCGCACGGACAACGCCUAAGGACACUGUGAGAAAGAGAGUGAGAAAGGGCAACGUGAGUUCGAGCGUCGGAAAAGAAACGCAAAGUGGCCGCCCCCGCGCGAGACGGAGAACGUCGCCUAGCAGUCGUAGCGCCGCAGCCAGCCGCCAUGCCGUUCUUCUGCCAGCUCUGACUGCGCGCGCGCCUCUCGUGCCCCGAGACCUCGCCGUCGUCGUCGCGCUCGUUCGAGACUAGCCGAGCAGCAGGAGGAGGAGGACAGGGGAUCAGACGACGAAGAGGUAGAGUGUGCAGCUGGCCAUGGGUAAGCCCGUGCCAGUGGAGGACCUGGUGAUACCGCCGCAGGACGGCCGGAUAUGCGGCACCAUCUGCAUCUGCCAGAUGACGGCGGUGCUGUCCUCGGUGGCGCUCGUCUACCUCACGGUCGCCAUCUACAUGCCCAGCACCAGGGCGUUCCAGUCGGGUAUCAGCGAGGUACCGGCCAUGUGCACCACCAUCCGAGCCGCCAACGCCGACAACUGCGAGUGGGGCAGCUGCGGCGAGUGGUGCCUUUCCAAGACCUCCGGGCCCUGCGUGCAGAUCCACGUGAACCUGCGCAGGAACGGCUCGUCCAUUCUCCUGGCCAACUGCACCAACACGACCAACAAGACCUGCUACGGCAUCGACCAGGAGAACGCCAAGAAGUCCAAGUGCAUCGCCGACGAGUGCCGCAACCUCACGGGCACCUUCAACUGCACCAUGGGCGUCUGCAUCAACAUCACCGACGCCUUCGAGUGCAUGUUCCACGACACGGAUACGCCCCUCAAGUGUUCGGGCAGGCGCGGCAAGAUCACCUGCAUCGACAUAGACGGCUUGUUCAAUUGUAAUCGAGGGACUUGCGCGAAAAUUCGAACGCCUUAUAACUGUGACCGCAGGUGCGUCGACAUUCCCACCCGCAACAAAAACGUCAUCCUGCUGAGCGGCGACAAGGUGUACCUGAGCUCCUGCGAGAGCGCCAUCGACAUGGAGACCGAGAAGGAGAUCUGGAACGAGAACCGGGGCGACGUCAUGAUGGCCUCCUGCUACGGCAUCUACAACACCAGUCUGGGCGUCGAGGCCGUCGACUGCAUCAACGGCUCGGUCCUCGAGAAGGACAUGCUGACCGACCUGACGAACUUCACCUACCUCUCGUACCUCAACAUCUUUGCUACUAAGCCGCUCGACGAGACGCGCAAGGUCACGCCGCCCGAGAUGGACCUGAUCAUCGCGAACGAGAGCCGACUCCUGAUCAACCUCGAGGGCUGCGUCAACACCCUGCGCGACGAAUGCAAGUUCUUCCUCAUGGAGUACGGGAAGGACGGCUCGGAUCACAACGCCAGGGCGCGCUUUCCCUGCUACUACGCCGAGGGCAAGACCAGCAUCGUCGUCUCGCGCUUCGAUCUCCAGUCCACCUACAAGGAGUUCAUCGUCUCGCUGGUCCUGCCCAGCAUCCUCUUCGUCGUCAGCUGUCUGACCCUCAUCCUCUGUCAGCGGACCGUCGUCGUGGGCGACGACGCCAAGAUGAGGUUCAAGGGCACACCCGGGGCCGCACUCGCGGUCCUCGCCCUCGAGAAGAGCGCCUCCGGCAACCUGGCCGACGCCGGCGGAGGGGACAAUGUUAUGGCGCUCUGAGAAGAGUCACGCAUUCCCCUCCUGCAGGCGUCCGGCUAAAGGGUCGAUAUUCUCUUUUCGCGGACACUAACAAGGUGUGGGGAGGGGGGGAACGCGUGGUUCAAAUUCUUCUUAUCUCAUCGACACAUCAAGCAAAGCAACAAAAUAAUAAGCCGCAACCAAAAAUCACACAGCGAUAUCAAGCAAACGAGAUUCAAAGUUAAACAAAAAAAAAAAAAAGCGCGCGCGCGAUAAAGCAAUGCUGAAAAAC